AAGGAAGUUUAGUUAAUAAUUUGAUCAGGUAUGAUUAUAAACCGUGCAUUUUUAAAACAAUAUGAAACAAUAGCGGGUAAAUACACCGGAAAGUUGUGAUCGUUUGCACUGAAUAGGUUAAAAAUUUAUCUGUCAACAUUAAAUAUCAUAUUUAACUCCAAUUGGAAAUAAAUCAUUAAAAAUGUAAAACAGUGAAUAACGACUGACAAGACAGGAUAUGAGCAAAUGUGUUUAUUUAGUUCUCUAAAAUAUCAAUGUUGUUACAAGGAACAUAUUAGGAGUGACAUUAGACAAAAAUAUUUGAAAAUUUAACAUUCUGGUCGUAUUAAUGUGUUUAGUGGUAUAGUAUAGACAGACGUAUAAUAAUAAUAUAGUGUCUCCGGUGUAGACAAGCAUUUGUAAAAAUUUGCUAUGGAUAAGCAGAACGAUAAAACAAAUGCUUCUUCAGGAAAAGCAGAACUAAAAACCGAUGAGAUACAUGUGAGUGAAAGUGAAAUAAAAAGAGAAGCUGAUGAAGAACAAGAGGCUGAAAAAGUAACAAAUAAGGAAAGAUCUUGUGAGACUUCAAAAAGUGAUUCAUUAAGGCUAUUGAAUGCCAUAAAGACACACAAUUUUGAGCUCGUCUCUACCAUAUUGGAAAAUAGUCCAAAACUGCAUAUUGAUAUGGGGGACGAUGUAGGAAAAACGCCAUUGCACCAUUUGUGCACCUUUGGACGCAGCUCAGAAGUAGCGCUUUGUCUACAUCGAAAACCAGAUGUCAAUAAAGUGGAUAAAAUUGGAUGGACGCCUUUGCAUCAUGCCGCAAUGAAAGGUUACACGGAAGUAGUUAAGCUUCUUGUUGACGCUGGUGCAGAUGCAAAUAAGCCUGACGCACAAAAAGGUCGCACACCCCUCCAUCUUGCAGUUUGGAGAAACCAUCAAGAAAUAACGGAAUGUCUAAUACAAAGUGGGGCGGACGUUGAAUUUGGAGAUCAGGAUGGGAAAACAGCAGUAGACUUAUGUAGAAACGAGUUUAUGAAGAACAAGAUUGAAACAGCCGUUCUCUCUCAAAACAACUCUAAAUAUGAGAUCCGGUCAGUAUUUAAAGCUACUAUCCCACACAUUGUAGUUUUGGCGUUUUUGAAAUAAAAUGUCAAACAAAAGAUAAAAUGUUA
This is a messenger RNA of Ruditapes philippinarum (Manila clam), 1154 nucleotides long. Its product is annotated as 26S proteasome non-ATPase regulatory subunit 10-like. Lineage: Eukaryota; Metazoa; Mollusca; Bivalvia; Venerida; Veneridae. The coding region runs from base 412 to 1128 and encodes 238 amino acids. The transcript has 6 exons. Gene Ontology annotation, molecular function: protein binding. Gene Ontology annotation, cellular component: nucleus; cytoplasm. The record is from RefSeq and is a predicted model, not a curated record.